AUGCCUGGCGGUAAGGGAAAGUCUGUUGGUGGCAAGGGUGCUCCAAAGGAUGCUGCGGGGAAAACUCAGAAAUCUCACAGCGCAAAGGCUGGCUUGCAGCGAUCUUCAUUCGCCUAUCCAACUUCUUCCGCGAUGACUCCAUCACUUACGCGUGUCGAGCGACAAGAAACUGUGAUGGAACUGUCUGUUGGACUUCAUAUCGCCAUUUCCCCUCUUAGGGAUCGUGGAUUAUCAAUGUUUUGUUCCUUAUAUUUCCCAUGCGGCCGUGUCAAGCGUUUUCUGAAGAACAACACCCAGAAUAAGAUGCGCGUUGGUGCCAAAGCUGCCGUUUACGUUACUGCUGUUCUCGAAUACCUUACCGCUGAAGUUCUCGAGCUGGCAGGUAACGCCGCCAAAGACCUCAAGGUCAAGCGUAUCACACCUCGCCAUCUUCAGCUGGCGAUUCGAGGCGAUGAAGAAUUGGACACUCUCAUCCGCGCUACCAUCGCGUUUGGAGGUGUGUUACCACGUAUUAACCGGGCGCUACUUCUCAAGGUGGAACAGAAGAAGAAGAACAAGAGUGAAGCAUAA
Paracoccidioides lutzii Pb01 is the source of this 570-nucleotide messenger RNA. RefSeq names its product histone H2A.Z. Bases 1 to 570 code for a protein of 189 amino acids. The transcript is spliced from 4 exons. The record is from RefSeq and is a predicted model, not a curated record. Gene Ontology annotation, molecular function: structural constituent of chromatin; DNA binding; protein heterodimerization activity. Gene Ontology annotation, cellular component: nucleosome.